UCUCGUUCACAUCUUCGUAGGAGAAGUGUUCCAUUUCCUCUACACACACUUCAGUUACACACGUACGCACGCACAUAGAAGUAAAAAAAGCAAUUUUUAUACUGCGGCCAAAGGAAGAACACUUGAAAAACUUGACUUGACACACUCUGUGCACUGCUGCUCCUUUAAAGACUACAAAUUAAAACAAAAUUCAAUAUUGAUUUCUUACUAGCCCAGGAGCAAAAAAACAAAACGUACAAUAAAAUAUCGAACUUUUAUGAAUUAAUAAAACCUAAAACAAAAAAAAAAAACGAAAACGAAAAAACAGCAGCACUUAAAUCGAACAUAACCAAUUACUUUAUUUUUGUUAUACAAUAAUUUAAUAACGAGAAGCAAAAAAAAAAAUUACUUAGAAAAAAAUAUACAUAUAUACAAGCCAAUGUACAUAUUUACAUAUAGAAAAAUAAAGUGUGAUUUUUUUUAGUAAAAAUAACAAGAAAAGCCCCAUUAAUGGUCUAGUUUUUUUUUUGUCCCCAAACAUUAUAAAUUUUGGCUUUCCUUUUUUUUGGAAACGAGCAUAGUGAAAUUUUGUCUACGUGUGUGAAUGCCAGGGUGUUUGUGUCUGGUGUUCUUGCAUAAGUUUUCGUCACAUUCGUCGUCGAGGAUGAAAAGUAUCCACAUUCACCAAAAACAGGACACUCAGCAGUUUCUACUGGCUUAUACAUACCGAACAUACCGUGAAAUUUAUUAUGCACAUCCUACGAAAUACGGGUAUUUUAGUGAAUAAAAGAAAAUAAAAUCUACACAGAAGGGGAGAGUAACAUACCAGACAAAAAGUAUAUAAAAAUUCCAACAAAUAAAAUAAUAAUAACACAAAAUUUCAUUAAACAAGGCAACCAGGCUAUUCAUAGAGAUUAAGUUGAUAACAAUUUAAAGAAACCCUACUCCCCCCCAAUACAAAAAAAAAAAAAGCUUUAAAGAAAUGUACAAAUAAAGGAUGCUGCAUCAUUUAAAUGAUGUCAAAAAAGGUUGCUGCUGCUGCUGCGGCUGUAAUCAUUGUUCACAGCGGCUAAGGAUAUGUUAUCCUUUUGUUCUUCUAUGACAAAAAGCCAAAGGCCAACUCAGCACAACAGCCAACUCAAGAAGCAUGAAUCAAGAAAAUCUUUGUGUGCGUGUGUGUGAGUGCGAGUGAAGCUCUUGCCUUGUGAAAAAUUAUUGUCACCAGCCAGCAAUUGUGGUUCCGUUUCGAGUCUUUGCCUUCUUCGUCUUCUUCAGCUUCUUCUAUAUAAAAACCCCAAGGGAGAAUGAGUGAAUGAAUGAAUGAAAAGGAUGCAGUAGCUGCUUGUAAAUCCAAUGCAAUUGGAGCACUACAACAACAAUAACAACAGCCACAAUAGUGCACGCCAUCACAAAAACAAAAAGCAUGCCCAGAAGUUUAUUAAUAGCAUUCGAGACCCCAGCCUGCUGAAACCCUAAACUUGCCCCACGGGCUUUGGAACACUGAGUCUGUUGCUGUUGCCUUGCAUCAACAAGGCAACAAACAAACAAACACUUAUCGUAACGCAUCACCAAGCUUCAGACUAAUAGUAUUAAAAUAAUUUUCACUUAACACAAAGGCAAAGGCAUCGAAGCAUUUCAGUUUCGUUAGUCCUUUUGUUUUUUUCUUUUUUGUUGUUGUUUGUUUGCUGCUCCCAUACAACAACUACAAAAGUUGCUUGGAAUUUGCACACUACGCACCCCACACCCACAGACAUAGCAAGGGGGAACCAUACGGCGUGGGUCGUUGUAGGUGGCAACGCAACCUGCUGCAGCAGGAGGAGUCGAGAAGAAGGAAGGCAUCCUUUGGAGUUUUUUUGUUACACCCUUAGCCACCGAGGCAAAGAUGAGUGUGGCGAUGCGUAUGAAUAACGGUCUUCACCAUGCUGUCUCAAUGGGUACCAUAGAUACAACCUCGAAACCAAUAUUUUCCAGUCAAACCGAUCGAAAUUAUGAUUCUGAAGAUGAAAAUACGCAUCGUCGCCGCUUGAGACAUACCUCCUCCACAGAGUUAUAUCCCAGACCAUCGCAAUAUUCCAAAGGAGAUAUAAGAGAGCAGUAUUGUUUAACUGAUCGCCAAGUGAACACCAUCGAUCGUUCUCGCCGUGAACGUUUUUUCGGUUGUCUUAGCAGACGUUCGGCACCGUCUGCCUCCCUAUUGGGCGGUUGUGUGGGUAGACGCAUACCCUCUGAUGAAAAUUUAGCACCCUACACCCCUUUCUACAAAUAUCCACGUUAUAAUCAACAAUACCCAAAUACCACGACCACUGGUGAUAACAUGGAUAUGGAGAGUUCCUAUUUUCGUAGACAACCAGCCUCGAUAUUGAGCACUUCCAAAAUGGUGGAUGCGGCCACUGAUAAUCGCCAGACCAGCUGGAUGGAACAGCAACAACAACACCUACAGCAGCAGCAACAACAACAUCAACAUGCACAACAGACAUAUGGGAAUUAUGACAACAUCAGCUAUAUCAACGAUAAAAGCACCUAUCACUGCCCUUCCCAUAUGGGUGUUGGCACAACUUUGUCCCAUGCAGGCCCUCUCAAUACACCCAGAACUAAACACGUCAGCUUUGCUCGCUCGCACACACUCACCUCCUUCGAUGAUUUGAAUGUGGGCUUUCGUUCUUCUGGCCGCAUGAAAUCGGCCCAAUCACAAGAACGUCUCAUCGGUGGCAAGAAACCUCUGGGUCCCAGUGGUUCCUACUAUGAUACCAUACCAAUAUGUGCGCCACCCAUCACUGCCAUAAUGGGUUCGACCUCGACCAUACAUAUGCUGCCGGGGUCAACAGUUCCUGUACAUCAGUUAGGUCAUACCCAUCAGCAUCAUGUGGGUCAUGCCAUGCCAACGGCGUAUGUUCCUGCAGCCGCAGCCUAUGUCACAGAACAGCAUGUGCAGACGCAACAACCAACAGCGGUUAUAACAAAUCGCCCCAUUUUGGAAGAGUUGGCCGCUUUGAAUGUGGCUUCCUCCACAUGUCCUUUGCAGAAUUUACCGCCACCCAGUCCAGAGGUGAUUGUGGUGGAAAAGAAGUUUCGCAAUGCCAUGAAGACGCAGGCCACCCAAACAGAUGUGAGGAAGAAUGAAUUUGAACAGAGUUUGGCCUUGAGCCCGCGUACCAUACAUCGCGUCAAGGUGGUCUCACAGGGGGCCCAAACAAAUGGAGGCUUGCAAAAUGGCAAAGCUUUGGCUAAGAGCUUGUCACAAAUACCCUACGACAACCGCCGCAAAGAGGAAGCCAAUGCGCAGGCUGAUCAUGAAUUGCUGCAUCGCACACAAUCCGAGGAGCCUCCUAAAUCACCUUUGGAGAGUAAUUUUCCCUACUAUCAACCGCCGCCGCCGUUGGAGUAUAGUGCUAAUCAUGAGAAGUACUACUAUCAAAAGAAGGACAUAGCGUUUCUGCCCAAAGAAGACUCUUUUUCCUACGAGAGCAAUAGCUUGCCCCGCCGUACCUGUGGCUAUCGUCUGGACACCGACUUUCACAGUCUGCCCCGCAGGGAUAUGCAGAAUGUGCAGGAUGUGUGCAAGCACAUAACAGAAUGCUCCGAGUUGAUGGCAGAUGGCUCCUCGGAUUUUACCUCGGACCUGCUGCCUCCACCACAGGAAUAUUGUCUGGAUGAUGAUGAUUCUUUGGAUAUAACCCAAACCUAUCCCAAAGAGUAUAAGGACACCAGUAGGCGUAAAUCGAUGUUGGUGUCCAUGGAACCGCCGGAGGAUAGUCCUUUUCGACGCGAUGAUAUUCGAAGGCAAUCGAUGCCGGUUUAUGUUAAAACUGAGAAGCUGGUGGACUUGGAUUACCCCUCCUCUAGACACGGUGGUGGAGGUAGGAGAUAUAAUCGCAAGUUGUUUCGAGAUGAUAUGUCCGAUGAAAAGGAGAUCAUCAUAGACUUUAAGCCCUACAUCAACAAUGGGGAUCUGCACAGCAAGACCUUAAAGCGAAAAUUCCUUAAGAAACAUGAGGCCAGAGAGGAAGUCAAGAUACAAGAACCGUUGACUGUGGAGCCUUAUGACUCGAUAUCGGCCGAAAGUGAUCGCAGUGAGGAUUUGCAACAGCAGCAGCAGCUUCAAGAUCCAGUCUAUGAGAAUAUACACCCAUGUGGCUGUAAGGUGGCCAAUAUUCCUGAGGCUGAAUGCAGCGAACAGGAGGAAAAAGAUGAGCGGGCAGGAUCGGGCAUCUCCGCUCCUCCCAGCCCAUUGAGAGACGAGCCCAUAGGACAUGCCUCUACCUAUCCGUCCUCAGAUUCAUUGGCCAAUGAUGUGACCAGAGAUCAUUCUGAUGGUCAUUGGAAUGAAUCAGAGGUGACUGUACUCAUGGCAGAGCAAAGAUCCGAGGCCUCGUACAAUUUGAAUCUGCUGCUAACGCCCUCCACAAAAAGGAAACAUUUGCUGCUGCAGCAUCAGCAAAGAAGUUCCGUGGACACCGAUGCUUUGGACUUUGAGGAGCAGUUCACCGAUCAAAGUCCCACCUAUAGUCAUUCGGGUUCAUUGAGCAUGAAAUCAAGAUCGCCGGUGACACCACAAAAUGAAAGAGAACCCAAAGUGGGGGCACAACCUAAACUGAUAUCGCCCUCCAUAGAGAUAACGCCCAUAUUAGGGGGGUCAGUUAACAUACAAACCAGAAACUCGACAUCCAAGGCUUUAUUAUCGUCCCCCAGAAGGGGGCAGCUGGAUAGCUCACCUCAAAAGGAUCAAAGAAGAUUAUCCGACAUUUCUCUGGGUCUGUCCUCAAUGACCGAUACUGCCAAGGGCUUUGGUGGCAAUGCCGAUAACUCGGAGUGUAGCACCAAUACCAAUACAAAUACCGAAGAAUAUGCCACCUGCACUGAUACUUCCAGACGUACGCCAGCUUCUACCCAAAGCUCUCAAAUGGACAAGACCCAUGGUGAAUCUUCUUUUGAAAGUGCUUCCUCCCUUUACUCCUCCAAAGGAGAAAUGCUAUCCGAAGAGCAUGUGCAACCCGAGGAGUAUCUGCGUGAAACCAAGGCCCGCAUGGAUCUCAAUCUGAAUUUGAAUACCCCCCAAAGUGAAGUUCCUAAAAAAUCGCCCUCCCACUCGGUGAGUAGCACCUCAUCGGGCAGCUACAAUGUGGGAGAUGAGGCUGGCGAAAAGACACCCGAAAACACUGAUAAAAUUAAACAGGAAAUCACCUCGCCCACUCCUUCUAGAGCUCCAGAGCAAAUGCGCAAAAAAAUCGAAUCCAUAUCAGAUGAUGAACGCAGUGAUGUUCGUUACUCCUCCUCGGGUUAUUAUGAGAGUCCCCAUGAUGAUGAUUAUCAAAAGCUUAAAUCGCGACGCCAUCGCCAAGAAGAGGAGCGCAAACGGCGAAAAACUUCCAUGAAGAUAGACAUAGAGAAAGAGAAUAUGCGAGCCCUGACCAGUCCCAUAAAACGAGAUAUGCUUAAGAAAUCCCCGGAAAGGCAAAAAGCCGCCUCAGCCUUGGCCGAGUCCACCAGCCCGGUAAAACUGAAACGUUUCCGUCCGAAAAUACGUAGACAGUUAAGACGUUCCUCACGCGACGAAAGCACUAACAGGGCUCGUAAGGCCUCAAAUGCCUCCGCUAUACUAUCCCCACAACAGGGUUUGGCUGCGGAGAAACUCCUAGACAACAGCAUCAUGUCUCUCAAGACAACUAACAUGGCCUCAACACCCAGUCAUUUGACAUGCCAUGAACCAGAAAUACCAGUGACCACAGUUGUAACGACACGCACUGCCAAAGAUAUAACCACCACUUUGACGGCCAAGCCUCCUUUGUCGUUGUCACCUGCCUAUGUGAAAUCAGCUUCGGAGACUUGUCAAUUGAAAGCCAAAUCCAUAGAAUCCUUAAAUCGUUCCGUAUCGCCUGGUUCCGAUUCUGUGUUCUACAGUGAGGCAGAUGGCAAUCAAGGCGAUCAGCAUAGUGGCCAUUGUUCGCACUGUGGCAAAGAAGUCGAAGAGCAGAGCGUUGUUUGCGGCGAUUCGGUGGAAUCAUUACCUUACAUAGACAACGAACCGGAUAUAGUUAAGCCACCGUCCGAUUUUGCCGAUUCGCCAGUAACAAAUAAAACGCCACAGCGUUUAUACAAGAAAAUGGAUAAACGUUUUAGAUCGGAGGAGAGAUAUCAUCUGGAGCGUGGACGUCACUACAAGACCAGGAAAGAUAAUAUAAGGGCUAAGAGCGAAGAAAGAAACCAGGAUUGCACCAAGAAAACUACACCCAUUCUAAGGCCAGCUGGUUCCAGUCCCUGCAUAAUGCCAGAAAUUACCAGUGAACCCAAGCAACAGACCAUCUACAUAGGCCAUUAUGAUUGUGCAAGAUAUGCUAGACUCACGGACUCUGAUAUAUGGGCUCAAUUGGAUCAUCAAAGUUUGGAACGCAGUCGUGGUCGCCGCUCAUCUACCGAUUCUGAAAAAAGCUUCUAUACCAAAUAUCAAGUUAUACUUCAUCGCCUGGUGCAGAGACGUUGUACUUUGGAGAUGUAUCGUAGACAAAAGAAUGAUAUGUUUGAAUUGAUAACAUCAAAUUCGGCACAAGAUUCGCUAAGGCGGCGUCUAGAGGAGAUAUUAAAGCUGAUGCUUAUGGUAUGGGCCAGGGAGGGUCAGGUGUUGUCAAAGCUUACACAAGGCGAAUAUGGUGUGGAUAAAACAGUGGUGGUUAAAAGUGAUUCUGGAGAAUUUGGUUUUCGCAUACAUGGCUCCAAGCCGGUGGUGGUGGCCGCCAUUGAACCUGAUACACCAGCCGAAAGUUCCGGCCUAGAAGUGGGUGACAUUAUCAUUUCGGUGAAUGGUGUAAAAGUGUUGGACAAACAUCAUACCGAAGUGGUGAAAAUAGCCCAUGAUGGUUGUGAGAAACUGGAGCUAGAGGUGGCCCGCACCUUGGGUGUGCUAAUGAAUGAACAGCAAGAGCCUCCCAUACAGGUGGUCUACAGCGGCUAUCUAUGGCGUCAAAGUGGCCAGGCCAAAGGUUCCCCCAAUACCAAGAAAUGGGUGCAACGCUGGUUUGUGUUACGUUCCGAUAAUUGUUUAUACUAUUACAAGACUGAAGAGGAUACUCAACCAGUGGGUGCCAUGAUCAUGGCCAAACACACUGUAGAGCCAUGCCCUGCCAAGGUGGGUAGACCUCAUGCAUUUAAAGUUGACUCGGGCGAGGGUAUACCCUUGUAUGUAGCCGGCGACAAUGAAGAGGUAACCAACAGAUGGGUAAAUAUUCUAAAGAAGGCGGUAGCCCAAGAGAACUCAUGGCUGGACAAAAGUGCCCGCAAUCUCUAUAAACAGCCCAGCAAUAUCUUAAGACCCGAUUGUUUUGGUUAUCUCAUGAAACUGGGCUCCAAAUGGUGUGGCUGGUCCAAGCGUUAUUGUGUGCUCAAAGAUGCCUGUUUGUAUUUCUUUCAUGAUGGCAUUUCAAAAUCUGCUUUGGGUAUGGUCUGUCUCCAUGGCUACAAGGUAUCGUCCAUGUCAGCUGCUGCUUCGGGCAAAAAGAAUUCCUUUGAAAUUAUACCACCUGAACCGAAAUUGCGGCAUUACUAUUUUUACACUGAAUCCGAAAUGGAAAAAAAGAGAUGGAUAUCAGCUCUUGAGUAUUCGAUAGACCGUUGGAUAAAAUCUGGGUAACUAAGGUUGAAAACCAUCACCAAAACCACAAAAAGAAAACGACGUAGUUUUAGUUAUUUCAUGGAAUAGAUCAUCCUCACUACCUUAGAUUUACAUCAUAAAGUCACCUUACAUUGGAACACACAUACAUAUUAGGUGUAUAUAUAUAUAAAAGAAAUUGAAAAUCCUAUUAUGGCACAUACAGCACUUUUUAUGGCAAAUCCAAAGAGACAAUGAUGCCUUACAUGGUAUUGAUUAUCAGUGCAAUGGUUUUUCCUAUCUCUCUCAUUCGGCCAUUUUCCUCGGACCCUUGGACUAGAAGAGACACAAGGUUCUAUAUUAGGGACAACAACCUUAGAAUAUUUUAUGUGUACACCCAACAAAUCUCCGAAGUUCUAUCUGUAAUAAUAUGCAGGCAUAAUGAAAUCAAUAGAUAUGGUUAAAAAUAUUUGCCUAA
Molecule: messenger RNA, 8036 nt
Organism: Stomoxys calcitrans (stable fly)
Lineage: Eukaryota; Metazoa; Arthropoda; Insecta; Diptera; Muscidae
Exons: 15
Coding region: 1862-7600 (1912 amino acids)
Molecular function (GO): protein binding
Source: RefSeq, a predicted model, not a curated record